Messenger RNA from Lutzomyia longipalpis, 949 nucleotides. RefSeq names its product N-acetylneuraminate lyase-like. The coding region runs from base 25 to 882 and encodes 285 amino acids. Lineage: Eukaryota; Metazoa; Arthropoda; Insecta; Diptera; Psychodidae. The record is from RefSeq and is a predicted model, not a curated record. Gene Ontology annotation, molecular function: 4-hydroxy-tetrahydrodipicolinate synthase activity; N-acetylneuraminate lyase activity. The transcript has 4 exons. Gene Ontology annotation, biological process: N-acetylneuraminate catabolic process.
GGUUAAUAAAAAAUUCGCAACAGAAUGAAUGCGGUUCGGGCAUCAUUUAAGUUCCGUGGCUUGAUGGCACCGGUCUUCAAUUCAUUCAAGAAUGAUCCCUCCCAGAGCAUAAACUACGGUGUAAUUGAUCCCUAUGCCAAAUGGCUCAAGAACAAAGGUGUUCAGGGUGUGCUAGUCAAUGGAACAACCGGCGAGGGGAUGUCCCUCAGCGUCCCUGAACGCCAGGGAGUUGCUGAAGAGUGGCAAAAGGCAUGCAAAAAGUACGGAAUGACGCUCAUGGUGCAAAUUGGAGGAGCUCCUUUUGUGGAUGUUGCUGAACUGGCCAAACAUGCGGAAGAACUAAAAGUUGAUGCGAUUCUGUGCCUUCCCGAACUGUAUUUUAGGCCUAAAAAUGAAAAGGAUCUCGUUCGGUAUAUAGGGAAUGUGUCCAAACAUUGCUCCAGGACGCCUCUUUUCUACUAUCACUUCCCAAUGAUGAGCAAAGUUGAAGUUUCAAUGCCAAAAUUCCUCGAUUUAGCUGAGAAGGAGAUUGAAAACAUUGUUGGAAUCAAAUUCAGUUCCCCAGAUUUGGCUGAAGGAUCAGCUUGUCUCAAGCUUAAUAGAUUUAUCUUCCUGGGAAAUAAUAUGAUCUUCUGUGGAGCCCUUGCUCAAGGAUUUGAUUGCAGUAUUAUGACUUCCCUGAACAUCUGCCCGGAAUUGGCCAUUGAGAUCUUCCAAUCAAUGAAGAAGGGAGACAUCCUCAAUGCCAGUGUGAAGCAAAAGGAAUUAUCUGGAGUCUAUGACAGGAUUCUUAAGGACAGUGCAAACUCCAUCACAGCGCUGAAAAAGGAAUUCCAUCGUGUUUCUCAGAUUGAUAUUGGAGUCCCAAGGAUACCAAAUUAAAAUUCUUUCUCCUCCAAUUUGAAAGAAAAAUGUUUUGAAAAAAUAAAUCUAUAUUAAAAUGUUCCAA